UAUAUAUAUAUAUAUAUAUAUAUCUUUUUUCUCUCUCUAAUCUCUCUAUCAAGGAAGGAAGGAGAGGGGGAAGGCUUCCAGGGGAGGUGGAGCCCACCUUGGUCCUCUUGCUUUGCUGGCUUGCAAGCUCUCCUUUGUUGGUUUUUAAUGGCGUUUGUCUCCUGAGAAAGACCAGACCCCCCCAAAAGAUUACAGUUUCAGCUCUCAAGAAAAUUUGUACACAAAAAAUAAUCUUCUAACAAACAAACAAAAGCAGCAAUCAGUGAACAGUAACUGUAGAGUAAUCUUCCUGUUGAUGCUCUGGAGGAAGCAAAGCCUUCUUUGAAAUUUGAUCGGAUUUUGGUGGAUGUAGUAGAGAUCUGAGCUUCUUGGCUGGUAGAUCUUCUCAACUGGAGCUCUAAAAGUGAGCUAUUUUCACUAGUUAAAAUAAGUAGUUUCGAUCAGUUGUUGGAACAUAAUUUUGUACCUUUGUUGUUUUGGAGUAAUCUAUGAGUUGUUUUCCCAAGUCUUGGUAUUGAUUUUGAUCAGAUGGAAUCAUCGUAACAUAAUUGGUAAUUUAAUUUAUUAUUUUUCUUCUUUUUUUUUUGGGUUUGGAAUUGAGUUUGAAUUGUUGGACUUGAGCCGUAGUUAGUUUGCGAUUUAGAAUUCCUAAUUGGGGCAUUUCUUGUUUUUACUCCACGGGUGGAGAAGAUUCGACCUUUUGGAUUCACACUUGCGGACUUUAUUUCUUUCCUUUUGAAAAUAAUGGAUGAAGAAAGGAAUUUGAUUACUCCGUUUGAUUUUUAUCGUGGCCUCUGUUUAUCUUUUUUCGUAUUUGAAGUUGAAUUUUCCCAUUGCCUUACGGUUAGUAUUAAGACUUGGAUCCUGUUCUUAUAGAAAAAGAGAUAAUUUUUUUAUUACAGUUUCCAGUUCGUGCGUCAUUUUUCUUUCUUUUCUGUUCAAUGCUGAAAAAGGUCUUCCCUUUUCCCGCCUUUUUUUGUUCAUCAUUUGCUUGCCAUUUACAUUAUUUUUAAUUCUCAAGUUUUUAUUCGGUUUCUGUAUUAUCAUAGACAAAACCAACGGGCUAUACUCGAGUAACUCAGAGUUUGGAGGAGGGAAGGUUCCUUUGUUUGUUGGAAUCAAAAGUUUAAAUAUCUUUAGAUGCGGAUAAUUUGGAGGGUGGUUUGGAUGAGAUGAGGUAUGUUAUCUGGGUUAAUGAACUUUUUGAGGGCCUGUUUUCGGCCGAGAACAGAGCGUUGUGUUCACUCCGGUUCAGAUUCUGGGGGUCGUCAAGAUGGGCUCUUGUGGUACAAAGAUAUCGGGCAACAUUAUAACGGGGAGUUCUCGAUGGCUGUAGUUCAGGCUAAUAAUUUGCUGGAGGAUCAGAGUCAGCUCGAAUCGGGCUCCUUGAGCUUGCAUGAUUCUGGACCAUAUGGUACUUUUGUGGGGAUCUACGAUGGGCACGGUGGCCCUGAGACGGCGCGGUUCAUAAAUGAGCACCUCUUUCAGCAUCUCAAGAGUAAGUAAAUUGAGAUGCUUUUAUAGUCAAUAUGUUUUCUGUUGAAAAUCCUAACAUUAUUGUCAUCUAUUCCACAUGUUGGGCAGAAAAAGGUUAGGGGUAGGAUGAACUAGUCUUGCAUCUGUAUUAUUUUUCUUUCAUUGAAAUGAGUUCAUUUGUGAAUUAAAUUAUAUCAUCCAUACAAAAGCCACUUCUCUAAAUGGGAUUCCUAGUAUCGGGUGUUGGCCAAUUUUGUGAUUCAGAAUAUACCAAUCAGGGAAAAGUUGGCAGUUUUUGAGUCAACGAAGUGAUGAUGAUUACAUUUCAAGUUGUGCUGUUUGUUUGUGGUUUUUAAAGUUUCUGUUUAAUAUUUUCAGCUAAUUAAUCAAAUAUCAUAUUGCUUGUAGGGUUUACAACUGAGCAUCAGUGCAUGUCUGUGGAGGUGAUACGGAAGGCUUUCCAAGCCACGGAAGAGGGUUUUCUUUCUGUUGUCGCUCGGAAUUGGCCAAUGAAACCACAGAUUGCAGCCGUUGGAUCUUGUUGUCUUGUCGGUAUCAUCUGUAGUGGGACCCUCUAUAUUGCCAAUCUUGGUGACUCCAGAGCUGUUUUAGGGAGACUUAUGAGGGCCACAGGGGAAAUAUUAGCCAUUCAACUUUCAGCCGAGCAUAAUGCUAGUAUAGAGUCUGUUAGGCAGGAGCUGCAUUCUUUGCACCCCGAUGACUCUCAGAUAGUAGUUUUGAAGCAUAAUGUCUGGCGAGUUAAAGGCCUCAUUCAGAUUUCAAGAUCCAUUGGUGAUGUAUAUUUAAAGAAGGCCGAGUUUAAUAGGGAACCAUUGUAUGCCAAGUUUCGGUUACGUGAACCGUUCAGAAGACCGAUAUUGAGUUCAGAACCUUCAAUCUCGGUGGACCAAUUGCAGCCGCAAGAUCAGUUCAUUAUUUUUGCAUCUGACGGUCUCUGGGAGCACCUAAGUAACCAGGAAGCUGUUGAUAUAGUUCAAAAUCAUCCGCGAAAUGGAAGCGCUAGGAGGUUAGUAAAGACUGCAUUGCAAGAAGCAGCAAAGAAGAGGGAGAUGAGGUACUCUGAUUUGAAAAAGAUCGAUCGGGGAGUGCGUCGCCACUUCCAUGAUGACAUCACCGUGAUUGUAUUGUUUCUCGACUCGCAUCUCGUGAGCAGAGCCAGCACGACCAGCAGAAGCUGUUGGGGGUUGAUGAAUCUCUUCAGCAUUUGUGUGUGUGUAAAGGAAGAACCCUGGGGAAAAAAACUGAAAAAAUGGAAGCAACAAGUCCUAUCUUUUCAACCCACAUUUGGCUCCAAGAAUUCAUUUUUGAAGCUUGAGAUGGGGUGUGUGGCUUCAAGGUUGGAAGAGGAAGAAGAAGUAGUGGCCAUAUGCAGGGAAAGGAAACGGCAGCUAAAGUUAGCAGUGGAAAGAAGAUAUGCAUUGGCAGAUGCACAUUACAGAUACUGUCAAUCACUCUAUGGUGUUUCAGCUGCCAUCAGGCUGUUUGUUGCUCGCCAUUCUAACCCACCUUCUCCCUUCAUGAUCGAUUUCCCGCCUCCCAUUAUUCCACAACCGCCGGCGCCGCCGCUCUCCUCCUCCUCCCCUGCAGCUGCAGCCGGCCUUCCUCCUCCGCCACCCCAACAAGAAAAUGUGGUUGUUUCCAACCCGCUUUUCCUUCAGCAAACUCCAUCACAGCCAACAAAAGCAACAACAACAGCAACAACUCCGAUUCAUCACUGCGAGUCCUGUCAAUCCUCAACCGCAUCAGAAGACUCGGACUCUUCUGAAGAAGAGGAAGUGGUGAAACUACAAAAGGAGCCCUCUUCUUCUAAUGACUACUUUUACAUGGAAAUGAUGCCACCUCAUCAGUCAGUGAUGAUGCCAUCUCCUCAUAGAGAUUUUGGUGGCUGGGAUUUUUUCAAUCCUUUCUUUACUAGUGUUAGGCCUGAGAUGAUAUUAAACAAUGGUGGAUAUCAUGGGAAUAGCAGGAUAUUGUGUGAUGAGGAGGAGAAUCUAAGGGCUGUGAGAGAGCAGGAAGGAAUCCCAGAAUUGGAAGAAGAUGAAGAGGAGGGGAGGGAUUCAGUGGUGGUGGCUGCACAGAAAGGUAUUGUAGAGCAGCAGCAGCAGCAACAGAAGAAUGAAGAUGUAGAAAAAAGUAGGGGGAUAGUAGUUGAGGCUGAUGAAAGUGUGAACCAUAGAGGAGGAGGAGGGGAGGUGUUGCAGAAGGGCUUAACAGUAAUUGACACACCAGUGGGAGGUGGGAGGGAGCUGUUGGAAGCAUUAGGAGAUGUUGGAGACCAUUUUAUAAGGGCUUAUGAUUCUGGUAAAGAUGUCUCCAGGAUGUUGGAAGUGAACAGGGUCCAGCUGCAAUCAAAUAUAGAAGAGAUUAAAGAGACCUCAAGAAAAAAGAUUCAAGCUAUUACUUUGCGCUCUACUUCGUCACGAUCCUCAUCAUGCAAGAGUCUUGUAGCCUCCUCAAGUUCGAAAAGUUCUUUGACGACAUGGAGUUCUGAGUUCAAGAAUGAUCUGUUUGAUGAUUAUGGAGGAAUGGCUUCUGGAAGCCAUUCACUAACGCUAGGAAGGAUAUAUGCUUGGGAGAAGAAACUCUAUGAAGAGGUUAAGGCCGGAGACAACAUCAGGAAGAUAUAUGAAAAGAAAUGCAGCCAGCUGAGACACCAAGAUGUCAGAGGAGCUGAAGGUGUAGCGGUAGAUAAAACCAGGGCUGCUGUAAAAGAUUUGUAUAGCAGGAUACUUGUGGCGAUCCGAAGUGCCGAAACCAUAUCCCAAAGAAUUGAGAAGCUCAGGGAUGAGGAGCUCCAGCCCCAAAUCAUGGAACUUCUGCAUGGUAUGAUGAGAUGCUGGCAAAUUAUGUUGGAGUCACAUGAAAUCCAGAACAAGAUCAUGUAUGAAGUUAAAACUUUUACCUGUCCUACCUAUGGGAAAUUCUGCAAUGAAUCUCAUCGACUUUCUACACUUCAGCUUGAAGCUGAACUCCAGAACUGGCGGACAUGCUUCAAAGAAUACACUGCUUCCCUUAAAUUGUAUGUUGAAGCUCUGGAUGGGUGGAUUUCUAAGUUCAUUGUACCUGAAGAAGUGGAAUUCCAUUCCAGAAGCAGAAGUAAAAAUUAUUCUCUUCCACCAGGCCAUCAUCGGGUGAAUGGGCCCCCGCUUUUGAUAUUAUGUCGCGAUUGGCUUGCUGCAAUGGACAAAUUACCCGACAAGGCAGUUUCAACUGCCAUAAGGAGCUGCGAAAGAGAUGUCAAAGCGUUGUGGAUACAGCAGGGAAAAGAACAGCAACAGAAAAGGAAAGUUGACAGUCUGUCUAAAGAACUUGACAUCAAGACUCUUGCUUUCCAGAAGGCCGAGAAUCGAAUAUACGAAUUUAGGCUCACAGACAAAGCUGAUUCGGAGAUGGAGGUGGAGGAUCACAAAACCGAACAGUUAAAAGAGAGGAAAGAUUUGUUAGAGAAUUUCCGGAGAAGAGUUGAGUUGGAAAAAUUAAAUCACCAGAACUGCAGGCAAGAAACUGAAAGGAUCACCCUGAACGGUUUCCAGACAGGUUUCGGCAGGGUUUUCGAGUCUAUGACAGAGUUCUCCAAAACGGCUUUAAAAAUGUGUAAUGAUCUGAUAAGCAGCAACAGCAAUGAUGAGAAAUUCCAGAAUGAAUCAUCAUUUUCUCAUGGCUCCCAACUGGAAGAUGGCAAAACAGGAGAUCACCACUACAGUUAG
Oldenlandia corymbosa var. corymbosa is the source of this 5204-nucleotide messenger RNA. NCBI's taxonomy places the organism in Eukaryota, Viridiplantae, Streptophyta, Magnoliopsida, Gentianales, Rubiaceae. The record is from the annotation of a GenBank genome assembly.